Zymoseptoria tritici IPO323 is the source of this 608-nucleotide messenger RNA. RefSeq lists its product as uncharacterized. The transcript has 3 exons. NCBI's taxonomy places the organism in Eukaryota, Fungi, Ascomycota, Dothideomycetes, Mycosphaerellales, Mycosphaerellaceae. The record is from RefSeq and is a predicted model, not a curated record. Bases 48 to 398 code for a protein of 116 amino acids.
GACUCCAGCCUGUACGCUUUCAUCCUACCUUUAUCAUCUCGACCACGAUGCAAUACCCCAAGCAGCCUCUGAUCAUCGCUGCUAUCCUGAGCAUGGCGUCUCACAGCCUGGCUUGCGUUGACUUUGGCUUCACUAUCAGCCAGUUCGAUUACGGAGUUGGUGACCUCAGCGACAACGGUGUCAAGAUUUGUACCUUCAAUGGCUACGGAGGUAACAAAGGUUACAAUAUGAAAUGCAAUCCAGGAUAUUCUGCGUACGUCCCGAACGGCGCCAAUACCGUCGAAUACAAGACUCCCCAUGGAGACUAUACUUUUGCGACACAGUGCCACUACUCCAGCGCCGGUGGGACAACACAGGGUGGGGAUAUCAAGGUCUGCAUCGCCACGCCGUUCUGUUAGGCGACACUCUCUUUGGCUCGCAAUCUCUGCCUGGCCGUCCUGCAAGGGCAUAGUCACAGAGGGAUCUGGGUGUUUCGCGACGCAAGGCGGGAACUUGGUUGUUGUUGCCUCUUUUUGUACCUAUCGUAGCUCAAGGGUAGUGGCAGCCUUCGAUGUCCACCCAUCAUUGAUGAACAUGAUGAAUCAUCGCGAUAUAUUGCGUUCAAGCGG